AUGUUGUUGGACUGUGGAGCCACCACGAUCUACGUAUCCAAGCGUUGGGUCGAGGAGCACCAGCUUCAGACAACCAAGUUCAGCGACAAGAACAUUCGUGUCAAGCUGGGAGACAACCAAAUUGUCGAGGCGGAGCUUGAAGUUCUGCUGAUAGAGAUUCUGGUCUCGAGGCUGGACGACGCCUACAAGUGUGUGGCAGUCGUCUACCCGAUUCCAGACGAAUUCGAUUGCAUUCUUGGAAUACCAUUCUUCGAAGACAUGCAACCACAUAUUGACUGGAGAGGUCGACGAAUCGAAGGAACGAGAACGAGGACUCUGCACUGGAAGCGAACAGGGAAGACCUGUGAGCCGAUCGAGGAAGGCGGACCGGUGGUUACCUCCGGGCUUCGGAGAUCUGUCGAGGCGAAAGGCCUGUCGGCGAAAAGACCCGAUUCCUGUCGAGGUGCCGCGCUGGAAACGGAUGUGAAGCUCACGGUAGAAGCUGUU
Messenger RNA from Phytophthora sojae, 486 nucleotides. RefSeq lists its product as hypothetical. The transcript has a single exon. The record is from RefSeq and is a predicted model, not a curated record. The annotation marks the transcript as partial. Lineage: Eukaryota; Oomycota; Peronosporomycetes; Peronosporales; Peronosporaceae.